Pelobates fuscus (common spadefoot toad) is the source of this 4303-nucleotide messenger RNA. It is a transcript of the gene CLCN1, whose product is annotated as chloride voltage-gated channel 1. The coding region runs from base 459 to 3257 and encodes 932 amino acids. Gene Ontology annotation, molecular function: voltage-gated chloride channel activity. Lineage: Eukaryota; Metazoa; Chordata; Amphibia; Anura; Pelobatidae. The transcript has 23 exons. The record is from RefSeq and is a predicted model, not a curated record. Gene Ontology annotation, cellular component: plasma membrane. Gene Ontology annotation, biological process: chloride transport; transmembrane transport.
AAACUUAGCUCCUUCCUCCUGGAGUCUCUGAGGAUCAGACCACCGCUGAGUGGGUGAGAUUUCCAUUGAGAUUCAAGCAGGGGCACAGAUGAGACAGUUGGAGGUUAUGUAAAAAUACUCUGACUCUUAACAGUCUCUUUCCAGAAUAAGAAGAGAGUUAAGGACAGUUAGUAAAGAACAGAACAUGUUUAAUGGAAGGUCCAAGAACAACCACAGAAGAAAAGAGACAGAUGCUUUAUACUAGAAUACAAUCACAAUAGAGAGAGAGAGACUCGUGGAUUUAAGUAGGAUUGACCCCUUAAGGAACCAAAGACGUGUGAGGGAAUGAAAGACAAACACGGGCAAAUAAGAGACCACAACUGAGGGGGGGAAACAUCAGUUGAAGAGAGAUCUGGUUGGGUGAGACACAUCUGGUGGAAAGGAAGUGACUUUGCAUAAGUUUGAGGUAGAACUCAUACAUGGAACUCGCUAAGGAAUCAAAAACGGAUGCCUGUAAGUCAGGCUGGUGGGGAGAUGAUUUUCAGUACCAAUAUAUUCAACUGCGAGACUGCUCCAGCUAUGGCAUCCCCUGCCAAGCAACUUCACCUUCACAGGACACCCCAGGGGAGCAGGUCACCCCACAAGCUAAGACCUAUGGGCAUUAUACAGAGGAACUGUCCCAAUUUGCUCGAAAAGAAGCAGCUAAAUUAUUGCAAGAGAAGCAAACUGCAACCAAACCACCAGACGUGAAGACAGAGUGUUACUCCAAAUGCCAAGCAUGUUUACAGAGGGUCAAGCAGUACUUUAUCCAGAAACUUGGAGAAGACUGGAUAUUCCUGGUUCUUCUUGGACUGGUCAUGGCUCUUGUUAGCUGGAGUAUGGACUAUGCCAGCGCAAAGAGUCUGCAAGCCUACAGGUGGAUGUUUCAGAGCGUGUCACAUAAUGUUUGGUUGCAGUACCUCGCGUGGGUUUCUUAUCCGCUCAUCCUGAUAUUGUUCGCUGCCGUUUUCUGCCAUAUUGUAUCUCCACAGGCUAUAGGUUCAGGUAUUCCAGAGUUGAAGGUGAUUCUGCGGGGAGUUGUGUUAAAGGAAUAUUUGACUUUGAAAGCUUUUGUGGCAAAAGUCAUUGGACUGACGGCAUCGCUGGGAAGUGGGAUUCCACUGGGCAAAGAGGGCCCAUUUGUGCACAUUGCCAGUAUUUGUGCUGUAGUCCUCAGCAAGUUCAUGUCUGUUUUCUGUGGCGUUUACCAGCAGGCGUAUUAUUACGCUGACGUUCUCACUGUGGGAUGUGCAGUUGGUGUUGGAUGUUGCUUUGGAACCCCUCUGGGAGGUGUCCUGUUCAGCAUUGAGGUUACAUCAUCCUAUUUUGCUGUGAGGAACUAUUGGCGAGGAUUCUUUGCAGCCACGUUCAGCGCAUUCAUCUUCCGUGUCCUCGCAGUGUGGAAUAAGGAUGCAGUCACCAUCACAGCGCUUUUCCGCACCAACUUUCGCAUGGAGUUUCCCUUUGACCUUCAGGAGUUGCCAGCGUUCGCUGUGAUUGGGAUUUGCUGUGGAUUCCUUGGGGCGUUCUUUGUCUUUCUGAACCGUCACGUGGUCCUGGGAAUCCGCAGACACAAGACUCUGAGCACCUUCCUGAGCCGCUAUCGUCUUAUUUAUCCAGCGGUAAUAACUUUCUCCAUCGCGACACUGACCUUCCCCCCAGGAUUUGGGCAGUUCAUGGCUGGAGAGCUAAUGCCACGCGAAAGUAUCACCGUUUUGUUUGAUAACAACACUUGGACCAAGCAUGUGGGUGACACGUCAGUCCUUGGGCGUUCUGCUGCCUUCAUCCACCCAAACGUGAGCGUCUUUGUCACGCUGCCCCUCUUCUUCAUCAUGAAGUUUCUGAUGUCGGUCAUAGCCACCACAAUGCCUAUUCCUUGCGGUGCAUUUAUGCCGGUGUUUGUUCUCGGUGCUGCCUUCGGAAGGACAGUCGGGGAGUUAAUGGCAUAUCUUUUCCCCAACGGGAUUCUGUUUGAUGGCAUUGUCUACAAGAUCUUACCUGGCGGCUAUGCUGUGAUUGGGGCGGCCGCACUCACUGGAGCAGUCACUCACACAGUCUCAACAGCCGUCAUCUGCUUUGAGCUGACGGGGCAAAUUUCCCAUAUCCUCCCUAUGCUUAUUUCUGUCAUUAUGGCGAAUGUGGUUGCCCAGAACCUUCAACCUAGUCUUUAUGAUUCCAUCAUCCAGGUUAAGAGGCUACCAUACCUUCCGGAUCUGUCAUCCUGCCACGUUAGUAAAUACAAUAUAUUUGUGGAAGACAUUAUGGUGAGAGAUAUCCGGUUUAUCUCAUCGCGCUGUACCUACAAAGACCUACUUGAUGUUCUGCAGAGCUGCACACAUAAGAGUCUGCCCCUAGUGGAGUCGGCAGAGUGUAUGGUACUGCUGGGCUCCAUCGAGAGGUCGGAAAUAGUUGCUUUACUGGAGAGGAGACUAUCACGGGAAAGAAGACAGCGUUUGGCCUCCCCCCCAUACAAAGGCCAGAGAUUGACGGACCCACCGGGGAAGAGAGACUCCUUCCAAUAUGUAGAUGAAGAAGACAUGGCGGGAGAAGAGGAAGUGAAGAAAGAGCUCGUUGAAGAAUGUAAUGGGCCGAUCACCCCAAAAAGCUCUUGUGAGGCCCCCAGUGCUUCAACACAACAAGCCAGUUUGUAUCAGAGGUUUCGCUCAGCUGCCCAGAGCAUCUUCUGCAAUCCCGAGGAACCGAAACCAGAAGAGAUAACACAGGUAUCUGAACCUGAAGAUACUAUGAGACCUGAAGAGAUCCUGGUCUGGGAGCAGCAGGAACUUGCGAAGACGGCCUCAUUUGACAGCUGUCUAAUCGAUCCAUCACCAUUCCAGCUGGUGGAGAGGACGUCUCUUCAUAAAACGCACACGCUUUUUUCGCUCCUGGGUCUCAGCCUGGCAUAUAUUACCAGUGGUGGAAAACUUAGAGGUGUCAUCGCAUUGAAAGAGCUUCAGAAAGCAAUAGAAGGGACAGCUCAGUCUGGUGUCCGAUUACGUCCUCCUUUCGCCAGUUUCCGUGAUGCCAGCCGCAAUUUGUCUCAGAAGAAAGUCCACAGACCGGAGCCUAAAUCUCCUCCCUCUCCUGACCCUUCAGUGCUCCUCGAUGAACCCAUCACCAUUGCCACCCCAGAUUCUGAACUGGACGAUUUGUCAGGACAAGGGUCUGAAAAUGUGUCACAGAUUCUUAAAGACUUUCAGGUGUCAUCAGAUCAUAGCGACGAUGAUGCCCCACUGUAAUUCUAGGGACGUUGGGUGAUACUCGACAUUGCUAUGGCAUGGUCCAGUUACAUUUCAUUUAUCUUAAGUGGUACAAAAAAUACAGGACACUAUGUGCUACAACAACACCACAAGGUAUCACAUAACAAGGUAUUAUCUUACCUAUUACAAGGUAUAAUAUUACAAGGUAUUAUAUUACCUUAUUACAAGGUAUCACAUUACAAGGUACUAUCUUACGUUGCUACAAAGUAUCACAGCCUUUCUUCGUUCCUGUUACCCAAACAUAUAUAAGGUAUGUUAUCCCUGCAAAAUCAUGUCACUGAGGAGCGUGGGAACAUUUUAAAUAAUGUAUAUGGUAUCUUUUGUGUAUGGAACCAUUAUUUGGAAUAGCAUAAAAUGAUGUAAAAAAGUCAGAUUGGAGAACAUUACCCAGAAGCUGCUGUUUUACCCAGUAUUGCCUGGUGCCCUGCCCUCACCAGCUGUGUCCGCACACAGAGCAAGUGGAUGCCAAGUGGUUUUUCUAUCGAAUUCUGAAAGCUGGGAUUCUAUGCUUGUAAUGUUGCCGCAGGAUUCAUCAUGUACAAUGAUUCCAGACAUGACUUUUAAAUGGACAAAAAACACAAUCAGUACAUCUUCAGGCUAGGGCUCCCUGUGAACUUUCUAAAAUCAUUAUAUUGUGCAGGGGUGGGAGGCCUAUAGGGGAAUUCAGAAACCACGCACAUUUUUACAGAGAGUUUGAAGGACAGGGUUGUCGUGGGUAACAGAGUAUGUUAGUUAAUUAGGUAAUAGACUAUGCAAGCAAUUUAUAUUUAAAUACCACGAGCAGAGAAAGCACCGAGAGUGAAUUAACACAGUACGGAAAAGAAAAUGGGACUGACACGGUCACGUGGUAGCUCUAAUGAUAUUAAAUUCUGCAUUUUCUGAGAAUGUAUUUAAAACAAUCACAGUGCAAUUUCAGAACACACUCGAGGAACAAAAUCACAUUACUGGGGGUUUACUGAAUAACUUUCCCAUUAAAAUCAGUUAAAAGCAAUUAUAUUUGUAAUAAAUGAUUUAUUUACACUACA